Molecule: messenger RNA, 7594 nt
Organism: Centropristis striata (black sea bass)
Lineage: Eukaryota; Metazoa; Chordata; Actinopteri; Perciformes; Serranidae
Gene: slc2a4rg
Product: SLC2A4 regulator
Exons: 8
Coding region: 209-1651 (480 amino acids)
Biological process (GO): regulation of transcription by RNA polymerase II
Cellular component (GO): nucleus
Molecular function (GO): DNA-binding transcription factor activity; RNA polymerase II cis-regulatory region sequence-specific DNA binding
Source: RefSeq, a predicted model, not a curated record
UUAUCCUCCGGACCGGGCGGCUUUUUGGAUAUCCUGGGUAGUGGUGGUAGUGGCAAACUUUACAUGUAGACUAGAAUAGAAGUUAAGACACAGAUAAUACCUAUCAACUCGCGACAAUCCUGAUAAAUGUAUCUAACUCUAGCAUUUUGCACUAAAAUCUAUAGAAAGCUGGUUUUCUUUCUUUAGUCUCCCCUCGCCCUGUUUGAAUAUGGAUUCCAGAUAUAUUUUGGAGCAGCCGUCAGUUGGGACAAGGAUCGGCGGUGCGGAUUUUAACUGCCGGGCAGGCCGCUCAGUGCUCCGCGACGCCCGGGUCCCCUCGGUGGAGAAAAACGGUCCCAAGCCGGUGUACACAAACGGGCCCAUCUUUUACAAAUUCGUAAUGGACGGCGGCUCCGUGGCGGAGGUUAAAGGCGAGCGAACCUCCUUAAACGGGCACGGACUUUCGCCGGGUGGUCGGAUAUUGCACGACGUGGAAAAAACUGGCCAGGGGGACCAAAGAGACACUGGUUCCUCUGGGAUCUUGAAGAGGGCCAGUCCUACCCACUGCCCAGGCAUCAACAGGCAGUUACCAGGCGGCUUCAUGCACUUGGACAUCAAGAACCCAGGGAAACAGGCGGAGGUGGCCAACAACUUCAGGGCAGCACCAACAGAGAGCCAACCCCUCCCCUCGUCCCACAUCCCCGUCCCCAGAAACAGGAAGCCCUCAGGUCAUGCUGAUAAGGAGGUGAUGGCUGCCACUGUCCUGACCUCACUGUCCACGUCCCCUUUGGUGCUAUACCCUUCAUCAGCACCCACAGUCCCAGAGCCGGCCAGCAAGGCUUGGAAAGAGGUGCUUUCAGCGAGCUACAGCAGUUCGACCAGCGGCAACUGGAGCUGGGACACCAGCGACCAAUCAGUGCCCUCCACACCGUCCCCGCCUCUUUCCAACGACACCAACAAGAACUUCCUGCUCUCGUCCCCGGGUGAUGAUGUCAUCGAGGAUGUCACAGAGAGCACGCACUUCAUGUUUGAGGACCCCAUACCUCGGAAGCGAAAGAACUCCAUGAAGGUGAUGUUCAAGUGCUUGUGGAAGAACUGUGAAAAGGUCCUCAGCACCUCCUCAGGGAUCCAGCGACACGUCCGCACCGUCCACCUGGGGCGAAACAGCGAUUCGGACUACAGUGAUGGAGAGGAGGACUUUUACUACUCAGAGAUCGAGGUGAACGUGGACAGCCUGACGGAGGGCUUGUCCAGCCUCACGCCCACCUCCCCCACCACGUGCGGCCCUCCGCCCAUCUUCCCUCCACCGCUCUGCGCUGUCCCUCACUCCGAAAACAUCAACAUGAACGGUCCACAGAGCCACGCCCCGACACUGCUCAGCCAGUCAGCUCCCUCCACGCUCUGCCACAUCCGCACUGACCACGCCUACCAGGGGCCUGUGACUCACGUCCGGACAGUCAGCAUCGGGGAGAAACGGCAGCCAGCAGCCAGCACACACGCCACUGUUAACAAGAACCAUGCUUUAAUAACGCCGGCACCUAAAUCAACUCCAGGAACCAGGAAACCCCGUGGGGAGGCAAAGAAGUGCCGAAAGGUGUACGGCAUGGAGAAGAGAGACAUGUGGUGCACAGCCUGUCGCUGGAAAAAAGCCUGUCAGAGAUUCACCGACUAAUCCAGUCCCCUUCCCGUUUCCGUGAGAUGAGCUCUUCCUCAGUCGGAGUGACAGCUGUAGGUGGAUUCUUCCACCGAGGAGACGAGGGGAGGUUUCUUCACGACGGAGCUCUCAGUGCUGUUUCCUCCAGCCCAGCAGGGGGUUCGCCUUCUCUCUAUUCUGUUUCCAGACACAAAGACACAAAAUAAAACCGGCGGGUAAAAGAAAAAGACAAAAAAAAAACAACUUUAUGCAGGUUUGGAGACUUUUUCUAAGACUGAAACUCAUGAAAAAGGAAAACAUUUAAAUUGGAACCUUCUGAUUUGAUUUUUUUUUGUUUCUUUUCAACUCAAGGCAAUGUUUAAAGACUACAGAUACGCUUUUUGGUAUAUUCUGUCGUUUAUUAUUGGAGCAUCAUGUUGUCUACUGCCUAUUGGGUUGAUCAUUUUGGAGGUUUAAGGGUUAACACCUGGUUUGCUCAGUAAGACCUCUGUAGCAUAUCCGUUUCUCAUUGUCACUGUUUAAGGGACUUCAAACGUACCAAAGGCAAAAAGCCUGUUCACUUACAACCAACAGUUUAGAUGUAAGCUAAAUCCUGAAUCUAGCAUUACUGUCUUCUGCAGCCUUAUUGGAUAUCGACUUAUGUCUAAGUACAUAUUGAUCAAUAUCUCCUACCUGUUCAUUGAGCAACUUCAGUACAGCCAGCUAUACUUCUUGUAAUUUUGCAAAGAUGCACAAAACCCCAACACAAAAGUGGUACAAAAAGUUUCCUCUUGACUUUUCAAAAAAAAAAACAUUUUUAGAGAUGUACACAAUAUACAAAAAUAUCUGUUCUUCUCUAACCAUGAACCCUAGAGAUAUGCACCUUGAAGAAAUAAGUCUUUCUUAUAUAGAGUUUAUUUUCAGCAGUGACUUGCUGAAGCAACUAGCAGUUGCACCGUGCAAUCAGCAGGAUUACAGCAUUUAAUAAUGUCUUUCUUGCUCUGUGGUUUUCAUUGUUAUUAAGGGGAGUUGAGGCAGAAAGGCUCAGUUUUUUUCCUUUGACAGCUGAUGUUCUUACAUAAAUUGUUUACCACAAUGAAUGAUACAUGAACUGCCCUUUGAAACUUUAACUUAAAGUCUGACUGAUGUAACUUGUGCAUGGUAAAAAAAAAAACAGAGAUUGUAACCAAUCAUAAAUCAUUUAAAUUAUUUCUUGCAAAUAGAGAGGGUACCCAAUUUGUAGUCUUUGGAAAAACCAGCAACAUUUAUAGAUGCCAAACUUCAUGGGAACCAGGACUUUUCCUAUGUUUUUAGUAGAUGUUGUGUUAAAUACUUCGAAAUCAUCUUUCACUCCAGUCGAACAUUUGGAAAUGAAACCGAAGAAUCAAAUCAAGUCAGUGCCGAGCAGCGGUGCAGGUGGUCGACUGUAAACUGAUUGAUACGGAAGGAAAGCAAAAUAUAAAAAAAUGUAGAAAAGUAGUUUUACUUUUAAGAAGAGGCCUAUAAAACUAAAAGAAAAAAAACAGGCCUGUUUUUCCAAGCUUUAGUUAUAUUAGUGGUAGAUUUUUUUUUUGAUUGUUAGAUAGUUAGUUAGAAAUUCACAUACAUGUUACAUAUUCACCUGUAUUAACAAAUGUCAGCAAUGUUGGCCAAUUUCCCUUUACUUUUAAAGCCCAUUGUGUUACUUUUUUUGCAUAUCAAUCUAAGAAUAUGGAAAAAAAAAAGCAUUUAACCUUCCAGAGAAGCUUGGAUUCUCUCUUGCAACACAGGAGUUUCACUACAAAAAGACAAAUACCUUGAACUAAGUUAACUAGUUAUUCUUUUGAGGUAACCAGCCUAAAACUGUACACCUGCAUGGUCUUAAUGAGACAUGGGUAGACAGAUGUUACUGGUGAUAGUAAUGAUAAUAGUAAAAUAAAAAAAUACACAUCAGUAAUCAUAGUUAAGAAUGUUUGAAUAACUCCUACAUUCAGAGAUCCCCAGAAAAGAGAUUAAUUUUUAAUUUUUUUCCCUCCUAUCCCUUCGAUCCCUGCUGGCAUUUGAGCGAGAGGCGGGGUUCACCCUGGACAGGUCGCUGCAUAAUCAGAGGGCUGAUAAAUAGACACAGACACCUAUUAAUUUUCACAUAGACACCUAGGAGCAGUGUAGACUUAAUAAUACCCCUCUUCUUUUAAAAUAAUUUUCAUUCUGACACUUAAAAAAUCUAUACCAUGCCAUGUUGGUAUAAUUUUUUCAGCACAACCUCACCUAUAUGACUUUAUAUGAAAUUAUUUUUCUUCUUUGACUUACUUACUUAUUUGGAAUCCAAAAGAAACAAACAACAAAAACCAACACAAAAUCUGAUUUCGAAAAUGAUGGGGGUUUUUUUUACUCCCAAAACACAAUUGUGCUUAAUGAAGAAUUUAAAGAAGAAAUAUAACAUAUUAGAACAUCUAGUUAUCUGUUUUUAUACUAAAUAUAUUUGACCUUAUCCCCGUUUUUUACUUGGCCGAUCAUCAUCAAACUAAAACUGACGUCGCUUCAUUUUCACAAAGUAAUGCGCUUUCAUGGAAUCCAGAAGGUUAACCUAACACCUGCACACUGCAAAAAAAGGUGUGUCUAAAAACAAGAUAAAAACACAAAAUAUGAGGGAAAUUAUCUUGCUGCAUGGACAGAUAAUUUCACUUGACAAGAUUUCUGAAAUUGAGAUUAAAUAAAGAUUAAAUAAGCAUGUUAAACGCUUAAAAUAAGAAAUUAACUCUUAAAACAAGAUAAAUUAAAGCUUCAAGCAGCGAUGAACUGGCAAUGCAAAUUAUUUGUUUCUCACCAAGAUAAAAAAAACUUUAGAUUUAGAAGUGUUAGAUAAAUUAUCUUGUUUUAAGAGGUAAUUUAUUAUUUUAAGCGUUCAACAUGCUUAUUUCUAGAUUUAACAAUCUUAAUUUAAGAAAUCUUGUCAAGUGAAAUUAUCUGUCCAUGCAGCAAGAUCAUUUCCCUCAGAUUUAGUGUUUUUAUCUUGUUUUUAGACACACCUUUUUUGCAGUGUGCAUGUUUUGGGCUUUGGGAGGAAGCAAGAAAACCUGGAGAAACCCAUGUUAAAACACCAACUCUAGAAAGUUUAUAAGCGCAAAAUGACAAAGUCGCCAACAAAGUCAAACCCUUUAUCCUGAGAAAGAAGAAAAACUCUUCAAACAGCUAUCUUUCUGUGCUGCUUUCACAGUCGUGGCAGCAGAUUAGUAUUUUUGAAAGAGAUCUUGUGCUGUUUGUUAGUAGCUUUUUGAAUGUAGAUUCUGCUACGUGUCCUCUUCCCUCAAACGCUCCUGACACUGACCUGACCUGAUUACCAUAGCGAUGGAUGACAAACACACACAUGCACAAACACAGUGGCUGUCCUCACCUAUACGGGAACAGCACUGAUGACUCAUUAUCACGUCUUUAUAAAAGCUAGGAAGCAGUUAUUUGACUGUUAAUUGGUGCAUUGAAGUAAAAAAAAACAUUUAACACACGUUGUAAUAAUUCAGUUCCCAUUAUAAACCACAGCUUUGUUUUGAUCCUGCCUGUAAAUCGUUUAUUCCAGUGGCAUCCCAGAUAAGCUUCCGGUCUCUUCCGGUCAGAAACUUCACAAAGUGCCAAUGAAAAGAACAUAAAAAAGGAAAAAAAAGGUAUACUGACCUAAUGAAAUUGCACUACGUUGCACUGCGCAAAGACAUGUUUUUAUACAUGGACGUUUUAUAUACACAAAUUUUUUCGAGGGGGCGGGAGGGGUGUCGUCACUGCCCGGUUGAAUAAAUGGGGUGUCAGGGAUACGGGGGUUGUGUAACCUCUGGGGUCCCCCAUUAUUAGCAAGUGAUCUUGAUAGGUAAUGUCUUGCUCUCUGUGUCAGAUUUAUAGUUCUCAACAUACUGGCUGUUUUAGGAGUGCGGUACUGGGAAGUACAGUGUGGUACUUAGGUAGUCAGUCACUUUGCCUUUCCUUGGAGGAGUGCCAAGGGCCGAAAGCUGCACCUGCCUUGUCUCAGUGAUGGGAAAACACCAGUCUCAGUCUUGAUAACAGAUGCUUUUACAAUGCGUCAUUGCCUGGAGGAUUUUUUUUUUUUUUCACAAUAUUCACAGACUUUUUAUCCGUAAAGCCCAUCUUUGUGCUUCCUUUCUUAUUUACAUUUUACUGAGCUGAGGUGUGUAGAUACUGUUCUUAGUGCUGGAUACCACUUUUAAUUCUCUUUAUCUCCGGUUCGGUUGUUGAUGGAGUGUCAGCUGCAACCCAUCAGGUCUCUCUCUCCAUCCGAAGCACUUUUAGAUUCCACCAGCAGGACGAGAGGCCGAUGCUUUCUCCGGCAGUUGAUGGGACUGUUGGCACUGGUCGAGCUAACGGCUUCCUGUGGUCGCCACUAUUCCACCUUUCUUUUUUUCGAGUUGCACUAAACUGGCCCGAGACGAUCAAGGCUCAAGUCGCAUCACCAAGAGCUCGGCUUGUGUCAUUUAGGCCAGAAAGAACUGUGGGUACAAAGUUGCUCUUGUAGAUUUUAUUGGUGAUGAUUUUUUUUUGUCACCUGUAAAAUAGGAGCUGGAGAUUGAAGUUGACUAUUAAUGGGAGUGCAGGGAAAGAGUUGAUGGAGAGCAGACAUGAGACAAGCAGUGACGAUUUAGAUGGAUUUGCAGUUUCAGGGCUUUCUUGUACAUAUGCAACGUAAAGAGAACCGUGAGGCUUUUUUCAUAUAUUGUUGUCGUUUUCUUUGUUGUUGUUGUUAUCUUGUUAUAUGAAAAGUAAACUUUUUUACAGCAUAGUUGCUCAGAAUAUUUUUCUUUCUUUUUUUAAAGUCGAUCGAGAAGCUAUAGUGAACAUAACACGUAAAAGAUUCAAUGUAUAUUGUAGCUUAGAGGCAAAGGGGAGAAAAACAAAACCUGUUGAAUGUAAAACACACAAAAACAAAAGUCUCUUUUUUUGUUGUUAUAUUUGCUGGCUUGUUCGUACUGCCUGUAGUGAACCAGUAGCGCUUCCUUUUUUUUGGUAUCCAAAUCUUUUAACACCCAUAGCUGUCACCACACUGCUAAGUCAUAUCGAAUCACGCAACCAUGCAGUAUUGCUUUACUAUCUUACUUUGUGCAAUGAGAUGAUUUAUAAUGGAACAAGAACUAACUUGCGCUUUUGGUGACAUCUGGGCUACUCGCUCACACUGUUGCUGUUUGUCUUUCUCCCUGCCAAAUAGUCAUUUUUCUGAAUAUGUGUGGUUAUUGUCGUCGUGGAUGUUGUUUGUGGUUGUGACGUUAAGUUGUUGUUAGGCAGGAUAACCUUCGAAUUUGACCCUUGUGGGAAUCUUUAUCCUGCCCUGCACAUUCCAACCGACAGCACGCUUUUAGUGUCUUCCACUUGUUUCCCAAUAGACACAUCCUUCCCAUUUCCUUUUCACUACAGUGAUUCUUCCCUGAUCACCUUUUCCUCUUUCCAUUUCCUGUUCUUGUGCUAUCCAGCUUUACUGUGGUCCCACCCAAGCCUUUACCCAGUAUAUUAAGCUAAACUAAACCCUUGAAAUGUGCAUCAAAAAAAGCCUUCAUUAUUAUUUCCACAUGUCAACAUGUAUGUGCUGCUUUCUUGAAUGUCAGUUUUCAUUUGUGUGUAAACCAGCAGCAGCAAAAGCCAAUAGAUCUCCUUCCAAAUCAAAUGUAAUGUAAUGCAUUGCAAUGGCAGCUCCAUUCAAUUAUCUGCUUCUUCUACCGUGCUCUCACUGUUCGUCCAAACUUUUACCCCUUUCGUUUGUCACAUCUCUUAUUCGAUGACCAUUUUUUUUCUCCUGUUGGGUUUUUACUGAGCCUUACACUGGCUGGUGUGAAAACUGACUUUUGCUUGUUUUUGUUUUCUCAUUGAUUGAUUGAUUGAUUGAUUGUCUGGUUGAGUUUGAGGUUUUGCAUGUCUAGCAUCGCUCAUUUUUUUUUGUUCUAUUUUUGUUAGGAGAUACAACACUGAAGGGUUUUAUGUGUUAGAUAUUCCCUUUCAGUAACUGAUAACCCA